GUAUAUCAUUGCGUACAUCUUCCCUCAAUAAAUAAACCUGCAAAAAAGUUGAAUCUUCUUCUUCCUUGAAAAUCUCAAAUCUUACCGUGAUUACCAGAAUCAAGUAAUCGGCGUUGAGUUUCCGGCAAUGUGGAAGCUCCGGUGGCUAGUGAGCCUGCUUAUCUGCUCGUUGUCGUUGGCCGCUGCUCAGGGAUCUGGUAGCAAAACCAGUCUUUGGCCAACUUUAAAUGGAGAUCCUCCUUUAGUUGUUGCACGUGGUGGGUUUUCAGGGUUAUUUCCUGAUUCCAGUUACAAUGCCUACACUUUCGCUUUGCAGACUGGUGUACCUGACAUGAUAUUAUGGUGUGACGUACAAUUAACUAGUGAUAGUUUUGGGAUCUGUGUGCCAAAUCUUAAUCUUGAGAAUGGUACCACAAUUUCUUCGGUGUUUGAUAAGAGGAAGAAUACCUACCCUGUGAAUGGGGUGCCUACGACAGGAUGGUUUCCUGUGGAUUUCUCAAUUGACGAACUAGACAAAGUCUUCUUAACACAGGGCAUCUUGUCUCGAAGUCCAGAUUUUGACGGCGCUUUCAACAUACUUACUGUUGAAGAUGUUGCUGGGAAGGUGAAACCACCUGGACUGUGGUUGAACAUCCAGCAUGAUGCAUUUUUCAGCCAACACAAUCUGAGUAUGAGAAACUAUGUCAUCAGUACAUCUCGAAAAGUUGUUGUUAAAUACAUAUCAUCUCCAGAGGUGAAUUUCUUGAGAAGCAUUGUGACCAGAUUCAGAGCAAGCAAAACCAAACUAGUUUUCCGUUUCCUAGGACAGGACGAGACCGAGCCAUCAUCCAAUCAAACAUAUGGUUCUUUGCUGACUAAUCUGACAUUUAUCAAGACAUUUGCUUCCGGGAUUCUAGUUCCUAAAUCGUAUAUAUGGCCUGUGGGGGGAGAUUUAUAUCUGCAACCAUCUACCUCAUUGGUCUUGGACGCUCACAAGGAGGGUCUAGAAAUUUUUGCUUCUGAUUUUAUGAAUGACGUGCAACUUCCGUAUAAUUACAGUUAUGAUCCUGUAGCAGAGUAUCUCAAUUUCAUUGACAACGGAAAAUUCUCUGUGGACGGUGUGCUUUCUGACAACCCAAUUACUCCAUCAUUAGCUUUUGAUUGCUUAUCUCACAUGGGAAAAAAUAAGUCACAGCAAGCAACACCUUUAAUCAUCUCAUUCGAGGGAUCAAGCGGGGACUAUCCUGGUUGUACUGAUCUGGCAUAUAGAAAAGCUGUUUCUGAUGGUGCAGAUAUUAUUGACUGUCCUGUUCAAAUGACAAGUGAUGGGAUACCUAUUUGCUUAGGUUCUAUAAACCUUCUUGAUAGAACAACAGUCGCUGAUUCUGAUUUUAGCAACCUUACAUCAAGCAUUCCUACACUUCAGCCGACUGGUGCAGCAAUAUAUACCUUCAGCCUCACAUGGAGCCAGAUUCAGAGCUUGAGACCUGCAAUGUUCAACACAUUUAAGAACUACACUUUGUUUCGGAAUCCAAAAGCCAAAAAUGAUGGGAAGUUUAUGAGCUUGUCCGACUUUCUGGACUUUGCAAGCAAUGCUACUUCUAUUUCUGGUGUCUUGAUCAACAUUAAGAAUGCGCCAUACCUAGCAGCAAAACAAGGAUUAAGUGUUGCAGAUGCUGUUAUGGAUGUAUUGAACAAUUCUACUUUAAAAAAUCAGAGGACCAAGAAAAUCUUAAUCCAAUCUCCCGAUGGCGGGGUUCUGAAAUUAUUCAAGGCGAAAAGCAACAGACAUGAGCUUGUUUAUGAGGUUGACGAGAAUAUUCGCGGUGCCCUAAACACAACCAUCUCGGAUAUCAGUAAGAUUGCUAAUUCCGUUGUCAUUGGCAAGCAAUCUGUCUUCCCUCGGAAUGCAGGAUUUCUUCUUGGUCAAACUGAUGUUGUGGCCAAGCUUCAGGCAUUUAAGCUCCCGGUUUAUGUACACAUGAUGAACAACGAGUUCGUUUCACAACCAUGGGAUUUCUUUUCAGACCCGUAUGUCGAAAUAAACUCAUACGUUACAGGAGCUAAUGUCAAUGGUGUUAUUACGGAUUAUCCAGCUGCUGCAUCCAAAUACAGAAGUAACCGGUGUUUAGGAUUACCACCAGAUCAGACCCCACCAUACAUGAUCCCCGCUUUCCCUGGCCAGUUACUGACACUCAUGUCACCCCAGUCGAUGCCACCAGCCGAGGCUCCCAACCCAAUCCUGACCGAGGCUGACGUAGCUGAUGCACCAAUCCCUCCCGCCGUAAAGCCACCACCACCCGCCGCUAGUAACACGUCAACAUCACCGCCGUCAGCCUCACCAAGCGGUCAACCACCUAAAGCCACCGUGUGGAUUCUGCUUUCUUCUUUGGCCAUCAUCGUCGCUACCUUUCUCAUGCUUUAAAACUAGCAAAUUCGACCCCUUUUUGUGAUCGAUUCGUCUCCAAUCCGUUGUAUCUCCGACGUUGGCGGCGAUCACAUAGUUUAGAUUAUUUAUAAAGAGUGUUGUUGUGACGGCAUUCUCGGCUAUCGUGAAUCGGCUUCUACGAUUUAGUAUGUUGUAAGUAUUAAUUUGUUCCUGGUAUGUAAUUUUGAGAACAAACAUCGAUUGUGGGUGAAGAACACAUGUAAUUUUAACUAUUAAUUCCCUUCAUUGUUUCAUUAUCACGUUUUGGGC
Cynara cardunculus var. scolymus (artichoke) is the source of this 2677-nucleotide messenger RNA. RefSeq names its product glycerophosphodiester phosphodiesterase GDPDL3-like. Gene Ontology annotation, molecular function: glycerophosphodiester phosphodiesterase activity. Lineage: Eukaryota; Viridiplantae; Streptophyta; Magnoliopsida; Asterales; Asteraceae. The record is from RefSeq and is a predicted model, not a curated record. The transcript is spliced from 9 exons. Bases 128 to 2404 code for a protein of 758 amino acids. Gene Ontology annotation, biological process: lipid metabolic process.